CACUUUCAGGCUAAUUUUAACCAAAUUUAGCUAGCAGAGUGGUGGUUUGUGUCGACGUACCUGUGAUAAUCGAGGAGCUGUGUAAAUGAAAAUAAGAAUAUGUUUUAAAAAGCUUUUGGAGCCGACCAAAGAAUAGUUCAGAUUAUUUUCUUGUGUGUGAAGCCAAUCAAAAGAGUGUCGUCUUAGAGAGGUGAUGAUGAUAUUGAUGAUAAUGAUGAUGGACAUUCCUGUAAUGGUUUCCUGAAGAGUUCUGUCGUGUACUAUUUCUGUAUAGCUAUAGAUAUAUUAGAUCAGAUAGCCUGUACUAUAACAGGCAAGUAAUCUUGAGAUAGGAAUUCAAGUUCACAUAUAUGUAAACUUAAACUCGUAUGUUAUCUCAAGAUUUGAUGAGUUACAUGGCUGUUUAUUUUCCUGCAUGUGUGGCAUUCAUCUUCUGAGCUUUGGGCAGUUUUUCCACUGCCAUGUUUUUCCAUGUUUCAAGAGUUGUACAUUCAAGCACUUUAGGGUUGUUUUUGGAGUCUGGUUCUCUGUUGAAGUAUAGCAUGGUGUGAAGUACCUAACUCUAAAGUAUGAGCUAUUGGUUGUUGGGACGCUGCCCAUCACUGAUAUCAUCCAUCAACCAAAGUGUAUUUCCAUUUAUCAGGUUUCCAACCUCACAUCCAUAAAUUAGUCUUCAGGCUCUACACAUUGUUUAAGACCCUAAGGCCUGUUCUUCUGUAAGCACUUGUGCAGAUACAGUAAUCUCAAGAGCAGGGGAUAUUUAUUUUCUAGAGGUAAUAUCAACAUAGUGUAGUGCAAAGUCAGUCUGUUACUUAAACAUACUGAAUUUUGUCAGAGUGAAAAGGGCUCAAUAGCCAUAACAAAGCCAGUUGGCUUUAUUUAUGUGCUGAACGGCCAGUACUCCAGCCUCUCGUUUCGUGAGCGGUUGAGUCAAGAGGAACAGGAAUGAGGAUUUUAGAUCGGAUCAGGCCUCCGAGUCUUAGCGAGGCAAGAGGAACUGAAUACUUUUUCUUUAUUCUAGAGUCGGAGUGUGUGGCUGAGCCAGCUUGCAUCACAUGGGUCAGCCAGGGUUCACGCGAAACCACGUCAUCAUCAGCACUGACAUCAGCCUCAUAAACGUUAGCUGGACCCCUAGUGGUGCACGUACCUAACACACUGAUGUUCACACAGGGCUGCGGUAUUACUCCACACAUCUGGAGGACAUGUGGUCAGCGUCAUUUCAUUUGGUGCACAAAGCCAGUCGUUUGUGGCAUAAGUCUGGAUUUUUAAUGGGUAUCUGCUUUGAUAUUGCAACCAAAUGAAUGCAGGCCUCCUUCGAUCUUCUUCUUAGACCCAUGUAGCCCCUGGCACAUGUCAUAAAAGAAAACAUGGACAGGCACAGAGUGUUCUGAUCUGAACCUUGUUUUAGGAGAGGAUGGUGGGGGGGUGAUCCAGGAACAAUCCCCCAUGCUACAACCUCCUUGUCCAGCAAGCCUACAGGGAGCGUGAGUCCACGCUAAUCCCAGCCCCCCUGUGCCGCCCCCGGACAGUGCCGUUUCCCAGGCCUCGUUCUCACAGCAUUUGGGUUUAUUUUCGCCAGGAUGAGUCACAGCCCCACUCAGACGUAGUGGAAGUUCUCUUGGGACCACAGCAGGCUAGGGUGUGCUAGCCCCUUCUCUGCAGACCAUUCAGAGUAAGACUGAACCCUGUGAAGGCUUGCAGUCCUGCAGCUCAGACUACAGCAGAGACGCACUCGGGAGCAGCUUGUGGACCAGGGCAUCAUGCCACCACUGAAGACUCCUGCUGCCUUUCAUGAGCAGAUCCGAAGCCUAGAGAGAGCCAGGACUGAGAACUUCCUGAAGCACAAGAUUCGUAGUAGACCUGAGCGUGCAGAGCUGGUCCGCAUGCACAUCCUCCAAGAGACCCAAGCAGAGGCCUCACUGCAGGCCACCCAGCUGAAGCUGAAGAGGGCUCGACUGGCCGAUGACCUCAACGAGAAGAUCGCCCAGCGGCCUGGUCCAAUGGAGCUGGUAGAGAAGAACAUCCUACCUGUAGACUCUAGUGUUAAAGAGGCCAUCAUUGAGGGUGAGGUGAACUAUCAGAAGACCCUGGACGUGUAUAACUUUGAUGAGGAUAGUAGUGAAGCUCUGUCUCCAGAGGAUCCAGCCAGUCAGGAGUCUCAGUGCUCAGUCCCAUCCCCAAGAGAGGCUAAGCUGCCUGACAUUUCUUCUGCUUCCCAAAGCCCUGGUUCCAAUCUGCAGCUCUGUCCACCUACGACCCAGAGCGCAGAGUUCUUCAGCCGAACGUCAGCAGAGGAUCAAGCAAAUGCUCGCCUCACAGCUGCUCCUCAGCCAGCCACCACUGCUGCCCCCACCAAAUCUGGCCCCACCCUUUUGAAGCAAAGUCAGCCCAGGCUGCCCAGCGAGAAGAGCCGCAGCAAAAAGAGCAAAGAGCCCAAGCCGAGGGUGAGGAAGCUCAAAUACCACCAGUACAUCCCACCAGACCAAAAGCAGGAGCCCAAUGAGGCCCCUAUGGACUCGGCCUAUGCCCGACUGCUCCAGCAGCAGCAGCAGUUCCUGCACCUUCAAAUCCUCAGCCAGCAGCAGCAGCACUACAACUAUCAGGCCAUCCUACCUGCGCCUCUCAGGCCUGUAGCUGAGGCUCAGAGCAGCUGCCCUAGUGUGGCCCUGGGCAACAGCCAGGCUCUGCCUGCUCCGAUUGUAGUGUCCAUGCCCAGUGCUGCACCUACACGCCCCAACCAUGCCAUGAACAACCGAAAGCCUGGCCCUCUGCCUGCCAACCUGGACGAAAUGAAGGUGGCUGAGCUGAAGAUGGAGCUGAAGCUACGUGGCCUUCCUGUCUCUGGCACCAAGACGGACCUCAUAGAGAGGCUGAAGCCCUACCAGGAGAGCGCCUCUGCCACCACCACCCAGCCAGCUGCAGCUGUAGACACUAUCGCUCCCCCAGCCAGCCAGCAGCCUGACAGCAUGAGCACAACUCCCCCUGUGUCUCCUGCGCAGUCAGAGGUGACCACUGCCCCUAUGGAGGAAGCUGUAGGGGACAGCAGUGCUAAAGCAGCGGCAGCCCUACCUCCAGUUCGGCCAGCAGCAGGUUCAUCACCCCUGAGGGCAGAAGACAUGGAGACCAAAGUGUCUGAUAAGGACCAGCGGCUCCACGAGAAGGAGCGGCAGAUUGAGGAGCUGAUGCGCAAGCUGGAGCAGGAGCAGCGUCUAGUGGAGGAGCUGAAGAUGCAGCUGGAGGUGGAGAAGAGGAGCCAGCAAGGAGCAGCAGCACAGCAGAAUGACCCCAGCCCUCCAGCCCAUAUCAAAGAGGAGCGUGAUGCCUCCCCCAGCUGUGGCUCGAUGCAUGGUCCCAUGCCGGUGUCCCCAGCUGGGCUGAAACAGGAGGAACCCCAGGCACAGGUGCACAUGGCCCCACUGCAGCAGUUUUAUAUGAGCCCUCCACAGCAGCUGCCCCAGACCACCCUCACUGCUCAGCCAGGCCCCCAUAUCCUGCUGCCCACUACCAUGCACCUGACCAACAAGUCCACCACACCACAGACACAGUCAGUUCUUCAGACCACAGUGUCUGGCUCAGCCCAAAUGCAAACUCCGCUCCUGAAGCCGUUGAAAACUGAGAGCACAGCAUUUCAGCAACAUGCAAAUCAGACACAAGCCACUCCACAGACGAUGCCACUGUGCAGCGGCUCAGGCUUCCAGCCAGGCCAGCCCAUGACUGAAGUUCCCCAGUGUUUCAUUAGCAGCUCCCAGGAGUCCUGCUCACCCAGAGUCUCUCCCAGACACUCAGCCAUGAAUGGACUCACCAAACCUCCAUCCCCUUGCCAGCCCACCUACAUCCUUCCACCCUCUACAUUCACCAACCACCACAGCCCCAAGAGCAAAGACCCACCUCGCUAUGAGGAGGCGGUCAAACAGACAAGAGCACUUCAGGCUACUCUUCAGGUUCCCACUGCAACCAGUCAGCAUAUGGAUGACUUGUUCGACGUGUUGAUUGAGAGUGGAGAAAUCUCCCCCCUGAUCAGGCAGGAUCCUCUCUCAGGGGACAAGCUCCUGCCCGUGACAGCCAGCAUUACUACGCUUCCCAUCAACACGGCACUGUCCCGGCCUCCGCCGCAAGUCCAGAUAGCCCACCCACCUGAGCCUCCACCUAGCCUGGUUGCGCUGGCCACGGACCACCAGCUGGAGGCGCUGCUUGAGGGCACGUUGUCGGCCGACGCAGAACCCCGCACUUUACGUCUGAUGGAGGAGCUGCACAGCCACCUGCUGGAACGGCCUCAUUCUCCAAUGGACACAGACGAACUGGCCUUCUCCGACUCCCCACCCCCGUCCCUCCACCUGAACGACACCAACCUGGACAACAUGGAGUGGCUGGACCUGACAGCGCCCGGACCCACAGGCAUCUCCGCCUCCACUGGAGUCUUCUCCUCUGAUUUCUUGGACUCUCAUGACUUAAACUGGGACUGAAGAGAGAGCUUCUGAAGUGAACCAUGGUCCAGGUAGACAAUCAGGGGCAAAAGUUGAAUUGUCUAAGUUUCAAGAAUCUCAAGGGAACACUUGUGGAGGAGGAGAAGCAGAACAGACAAGAAGGAGAUACCAUUGGCUUGAAGAGAGAACAGAGGGAAGGAAUGGACUAGUGGCCUGGGUUUAAAUGAUUGCAGAACUGGGUGGUGGUCUGCCGGAGGUUGUAGAUACGGCUGAACGUCUGUUAAUGGUUCUCUGGACAUCUAGGUCAUAGACAUUGAUCAUGAGUGCUUCAGUUACUGCUCUUUUCAUCUGGGCCUGAUAACCGUGGUCAAAAACCAGGUAUUAUGAACACCGCUGACUAUCUUUCAAGACAAAGAAAGAAUGUGGGACAUUUUGUAAAUUAUUUUCCAAGCUUCUCAAGUUAGUUUUGUUACUCUGUUUUUCACAUUGCUUUGGCAGCUUUCUUAUAACAUUUGAAGAAUGUUUUAGAAUUACGGCUUAGCAUGUUUCCUUAAAAAAAAAAAAAAACACAAAAAAACAGAUUCUGUUACACUCCGUUCUAAGGAAGCUGAGGAAAUGAGAUUAGAAGUAAAUGGCACUAUUUAUUUUUGUGCCUUUAUUAUGAACCAUGUCCAGAAACAACUAAUUAUUGUUUGUUAACAAUGUAGCCAGCACAUGGGCAUUUAUACAGAAAAUGUGGCACCUAGCCUUUUACAUUAGCAUCAUCUAGUCCCUCAUUUGGCUUUGAGGGAACCCUGUCAUUGAAACUUAAAAUGCCAAAGCACUGAAUGCAUCCUCACUGGUUCUUUUUCUGUGAAUGCCAUAGGCUUCUGGUUUGUAGCAAGUCAGAGAGGGCAAGCUAGAGAGAGAAAUCUGUGCCAGCGUGACCCUCAGUUUGUCAGACAUACAGUGCUUCAGGCGACCAGCGAGCAUGUCCUUCUGGAAGCCAGCGUGUGGACAGGGGAUGGGUCACAGUGAGUUUGUUUACCAAAGCCAGCAUGAGGCCACUGUACAGAGAAGCGCAUAGUCUACUGCUCCCACAGGCUUGCCAGGCCAUUAUCAUCACGGACAAAAGGGAAAUAGAACAGCAUCGCCCUAACCUCCACCUUUUUUUGGGUGCAGAGGGCACUCACUCCACCAUACAUUCAGCUGAAACCAGUAUUCAUGGCAUUGUGUGUUUUGAGCAGGACCCACAUUUACUGAGCAUCAAAACUGUGUCUGCCAGCAUUUAUGAGAGCAGAAAGUAAAUAAUUAGUGCACUUGUGGAAAAAGCACUAACGGUUUUAUGAAUUUGGCAUGAAGGAUGGGCUGCUAGUGUUAUUUACAUGCUGAUGUAGAACUAGGAAGAUAGGUAAGCCUGGGUGAUGUGACUUUUGUUUUAUGCUUCCAACUGAGAUGUGAAGGUGUUAAAUAUAAAAUGGCCUUCAGCAAUCUUAUCACCCUAACCGCAUCAAAAAAUGCCUUUGUACUGUUACUUUUUGAUAAAUGUGAAAAUGGCGACACCUUCUGGCAAUACUGAGAACUGGCAGCUGAAUGAUUUGGAGUGAAUUGUUCUUUUUGUGCAUCUUUUUAGAUACACUGUGUAAUUCAGGAUUUAGCUUUGAUUUGGCUUGGCAGCUGUCCGGGCACAUUUGCAGUGCACUGGCCAUGAUCCGUUGACUGAAAAGGCCACUUAAGUUCCCCAGGGUUUCUUGAUAAGUAGUGCCAAAAAUGUAGCACUUUACCUAACUCUAGAAUACAUUUACUGACAAUCAUUUCACUAUUUUACCACACCCUCAGACAAAAGAAUGUAUUUUAUCACUAAAGAGAUAUAAUUCAGCCCUUUGCCAAAGAUGGAACGCUCUUUAACCAGGCACAUGUAGCUUUUUAUUUGCUGCUUUCUCAUUCAGUCAUCAAAAAUGUACAUUCAUGGAAAAGUAAAGCCUUUCAAAAAGAAUUACUUUGUGGAAAAUGUUAACAGGCAUCAAUGGCUCUAUCACUAACUAGAUCAUCCACAUGAUGGAUUUAGUUCAGACUCCUCUGUAAACUUUUUUUUAAACAGUGUACAUUUGCAUUUCACUGACUUGAUCUCAGAUCUCAGAUUUUUGCAUGCUAUUGAUAAUUCAUGUUUUUGUGCACAUUUACACCAUCAGCAUACAAUGAAUAGCUUCACACUUGGUGCUGACUGUUGUCUAGUCAGUGCUACCUGUCUUAAUCACACAGUCAGGGAUGUUAUAGCAACUUCAUGACGGCCUUAGUGAAAUUCUGAAGUAUAGAAAUAAAAGAGUCAAAUAGUCCUCUGAAUGUAAGAACCAUAGACAAUUCCAAAACUACACCAAUAAGCUGUAAAGCAGGUGCUGCUGUUUAUGCUUACAGCUGAAGAAUUGUAGAUAGAAACAUCUACAAUUUUAAACCAAAUUUUAUCUGCAAGGUGUACUGUUCAGUAGGAAUAUAGCAUACAGCUGAGGCUUUAAAGGGGAAUUACACAGACUUCUUUAUUUCUGCAUAAUUAAAUUGAUAAGAUGUAAGCAAUGUCACUCAGAGUGUUUCAGAGUGGAUGUGAAGAUGGCAUUCCAAAGAAAUGCCAAGUCAGAAUCUAUCACGGUGGUGAUGAUAAGAACCAGAGUUUUUACCAAACACAUUGUUUUACAGUAGUUUGAAAUAAAGUUAGAGUCUAAAACAUUUAAAUCUAUUGAUGGAAGAGAGGUUCAUUCUGGGCAUUACACUGCAAAGUAGUACCCACAGAAAACCUAUGCUUUUAGGACUUAUCACAGAUUUAUCAUUAUCAGCAUAAGAUAAAAACUCAAAAGACAUGUCAGUUCACUGCUUGUUUUGGAAAGCAGAUAUAAUGGCUAUAUUUGAGCUGCAGACAUUGUGACCCCUGGUUCCUGUCACCACUGCUGUAAGGAAAUCUGCUGUACAGUGGACCAUUUCCCACCAAACCACUCUGGAGAAUUAAAUUAUGCUGAACAUUUGAAAAAUCUGUAAAAUUCCCCUUAAGUCAGAGAUCAAAAAGAUCUGCUAGAUACACUGUUAACUGGUUACAUUUAAGGCAGUCUUCAUCCUAACCCAGAAUCUAGUGUUAGAUUUCCCAGAAGUUACAAAAUGUGCUUUAAAACAAUAUAAAAAGCAGCCUUUGAAGUCCUUGACCUGCAAUAGAUGUCAGAGUUGAUGUUAAAAUUGCUGUUGAUAUAAUUACAUAUGCCAUUGGAAGUGAUUACAUAUCCAACGGUCUUUGACCCUGAUGUGUGAAAACUAGUACAUGCUGGAAAAUAGGGAAUUCUUUUUCAACCUUUGUUGAUCUUUGCCAUUAGUGUCUGACCUGGUAGACUGUAAUACCAUAUCUUUUUGCACGGUGUAAAUAUUUAUUCAUUUUCUACAAAUGCAGCACAGCACAUGUGCAGCUGUAAAUAAUGAUGUUUGGAGUUUCCUUUGUACAUAUCAUUAUUGUAUAUACAGCCUUUCGUGUCAUUAAAAUGUUUGUGUACUUAAAA
Messenger RNA from Colossoma macropomum (tambaqui), 7936 nucleotides. RefSeq names its product myocardin related transcription factor Bb (gene mrtfbb). NCBI's taxonomy places the organism in Eukaryota, Metazoa, Chordata, Actinopteri, Characiformes, Serrasalmidae. Gene Ontology annotation, biological process: smooth muscle cell differentiation. The transcript has 15 exons. Bases 1761 to 4463 code for a protein of 900 amino acids. The record is from RefSeq and is a predicted model, not a curated record.